Messenger RNA from Siniperca chuatsi (mandarin fish), 2994 nucleotides. It is a transcript of the gene inpp1, whose product is annotated as inositol polyphosphate-1-phosphatase. The transcript is spliced from 6 exons. The record is from RefSeq and is a predicted model, not a curated record. Gene Ontology annotation, biological process: phosphatidylinositol phosphate biosynthetic process. Gene Ontology annotation, molecular function: inositol-1,4-bisphosphate 1-phosphatase activity. The coding region runs from base 275 to 1408 and encodes 377 amino acids. Lineage: Eukaryota; Metazoa; Chordata; Actinopteri; Centrarchiformes; Sinipercidae.
GUCUGAACCUUUUGGUUGGCGGCCUAGAUGUGAGAACCGCCCGCCCUUCCUGCGAUAGGAAACUCGCACUGACGUAAAGAAACCAGAGCGGACAGAGCCCAGUGUUAAUUAAGCUCUUUACUACCACUGUUUUACUGAAACUAUACGUCCUCUCACAUUCCUGUCUCACUUAAUUAUCCGCGUUUGGUGACUAAUCACAGGGCGGACAGGAAAACACAGCUAGCGAGAGCGACAGACGAGAGGAAAAUAAGCAGUGUUUCACCUGGAUUUUGGCAUGGCUGAUCUGCUGAGGCUGCUGCUCCGGGUGGCUGAGAAAGCGGCUAACGUGGCUCGGGUCUGCAGGCAGGAGGCUCCCCUCUUUCAGCUCCUCGUACAAGAGAAGACCGGAGAUGACAAGAACAAGAAGUUUGUCCAGGACUUCAAGACGCUUGCCGACGUGGUGAUCCAGGAGAUGAUCCGCCAUGAUGUUGGUGCUCAGUUCCCUGAGAUGGCGAGCUUCAUUCAUGGAGAGGAGUCCAACAAAUUUGAAAAUGGGCUUGGAGAGAGUGUUACGGUCACAGUGUGCGGUACAGAGGAGGAGACCGCCACGCUGCUGGCCUCGGUGCUGGACGGUGACCGCACGGCGGCGUCUCUGCUGGCUCGAGCCAUCCACCAAGACCCAGCGACCAUCGACGCCAACACUGACGGUUUGACGGUGCCCCUCAGCCCCUCUGAGCUCGGCAUCUGGAUCGACCCCAUAGAUGCCACCAGUCAGUACAUAGAGGGCCGAGAGGAGGUGCUAGUGGAGGGCCACCUGUUUCCUUCAGGUCUGCACUGUGCUUUGGUCUUAAUCGGGGUUUAUCUCCGGAGCACAGGCGAGCCCGUCAUGGGCGUCAUCAACCAGCCGUUCAACUACAAAGAUCCAGCCAGUGGAGGAUGGCGGGGGAAGCAUUUCUGGGGGGUGUCCUGUGGCAGCGUCAACGUCUGCUCGGUGUCCCGGCCAAAAGAUGGACCUGGAGGGGGGCUGUCUGUGGUGCUGAGCUCCAGUGAGAAGCAGGUGGUGAAGGAAGCCCUGACCUCACUGUGCGGCCCUGACAAGCUGAUGUACGCCUCUGGAGCCGGCUACAAGAUCCUGUGUGUCAUUCAGGGCCUGGCUGAUGUUUAUGUCCUCUCAGAGGGAAGCACCUUUAAGUGGGACUCCUGCGCUCCUCACGCCCUGCUCCGAGCCCUCGGAGGGGGAGUGGUGGACCUGAACAAGAGUCUACAGUCCAGCUCUGGAGCACAGCAUCAGCAGACAGAACUGACCUAUCACCAGCCUUACACUGACUGUAAAGGAGCAGACCGCUGGGCUAACCAUGGCGGCCUGGUGGCUUAUCGAGACUGUUCUCAGCUGCGCAGCAUCAUGGGAGCUCUGAAAGGCAAGCUGUAGUUGAAAGAGCAGUGAAUGAAAGCUGAAGCUGAAGUUAUUGUUGCAUUUAUGAUCAUAUUCAUGUUUUCUAUAUUAGUAGCGAGAGAAGGAUUGGAGUACAGGAUGAAGGAUUUUAAUUAUAAAUAAUACUGUCUUAUUUUUAACCAGAUAUAUUUGCAUAUUGUAUAUAUUACAAGAUGAACAUCUGAUCUGAGCCAAGUAAUUUUUUCAAAUGAGCGGUUCUGGAGGGCGUAAAUUAGGGAUUUAGGUGCAUAAACAGGGGGGAAAACAUGGAGCUAAACAACACUUGAAUUAGCCUGAUUCAUUUGGGAACAAUAAACAAACGAGUGCUAUGAUCCUCACAAGGCUGUCAAGUUUCAGGUUAGAAAGGCAAAAUGACAUGUAAAGUACAAGAAUUCCCUUUUUGAAAGGUCGGAAAAAAGAAAAACAGGUGAUGCUUAUCAAUCAAAUCUCUCGAGUUCAUUGUCAGUGUACCAAGAGAGCCUUGUGUCUUUUUGGUUUCAAAAAACACACAAACAUGCAGUUUAUGUUCCAAGUAUUGUUAUCAGUUGAUGUGCCGGGGGGAACCACUGAUCUACAGAUUACCAGAUGAGUGAGACAAUGCAAUAGACAGCAGAACGUUUAGACAAUCACAAGGAGGAUUCUCAAAGUUGUCGAGCUGUUGUCAAGCUUUAUUUGUGAAUUUUGUUUAGCUCAGACCCGAUAAUCAUUCAUUAAACAUUGCUAAGCUUUGUAACAGUUUGUCUACAUGUUGCAUAAAGAAAAGUUUUAUAUUAGUUAAAAGAAAGUACAGUGCUCACUGCUGGCCAGCUGAGGAACGCUUCACUGCCAAAGGAAAGGAAAUGUGGCAUCACAAGACUGCUUCAGACUGAUCUGAGGGAUUUUUCUUGGAUUUAAAGGAGUCUGACUGCAGUUAUGAAAAGUGAUAUUAAAUUUUUUUUCACACCAUCUAACCUGUAAAAGGUUAUAAUAAGUCAAGUGAGUGAAUGAGACUCAAAUGAAGCCGUGUGCAGGAAUCUGCACCUCUCUGAAACAACUCCUUUUUAAGGAGCAGACUGAUAGACAUGCCUUGCCCUCUUUCCAUGGCUACAGCACCGUUAGUUAAUAAGGUCAGAGAAUGGAAAAGCCGUAUGAGGUGAAAUAGUGACACAGAGAGCCUUUUUCAGUGUGGAUUUACAGUCAAAUGAAAUAUGAAGCCUAUUUGAAGGAUGCAGGCUAACGAGCUCCUCUAAAGGACUGAAACAGAUUCUUAUCAAGAUGUUUGCAAUGAUGAUGUGUAACCUUACUUUCACUGUCACUGUAUAUGUUUAAAGUGGUAUAACUGAUGUGCAUUGUUAAGUAACUGGGAAAUCAUCAGUUAUGUAUACUGAGCAUAAAACAGAGCAACAAUGUGCAUAUAGGAAAUCAUCUUUAUUUUGAAAACCAGAGAAAGCAGGGGAAAGAAACCCAACAGUGAUAUUUUAAAACUGUUUGCCAGCCAGGGAACUCGCAUCACAAUUCCCUACAAAAAACCCUGAUGAUUGUCAGAUAUUUUUUGCAAUACUUCUGCAUAUUCUGUUAACAUGAAAAGAAAAGAAAAAUCUGUA